This is a messenger RNA of Penicillium daleae, 1215 nucleotides long. Its product is annotated as lactate 2-monooxygenase. The transcript has 4 exons. Gene Ontology annotation, molecular function: oxidoreductase activity; FMN binding. The record is from RefSeq and is a predicted model, not a curated record. Lineage: Eukaryota; Fungi; Ascomycota; Eurotiomycetes; Eurotiales; Aspergillaceae. Bases 1 to 1215 code for a protein of 404 amino acids.
AUGUCUGACGAGAACUUUGGAAGCUAUCAGAGUGAAAUCUACGGCAAAGGUGCCUUGAUGGGUAUCCUACCGAGCGUGACGACGGAUCCCCGAUUGUUGGAGGAGCAGGCGCGUAAGGCGCUUGGAGAGCGCUCGUUCAACUAUGUCGCUGGGGGUGCGGGUGAGAAAGCGACGAUGGAUAGCAAUCGGUUGGCAUUUCGCCAGUGGAAGUUAAUUCCACGGAUGCUGCGCAGUAUGGACGGCCAAGAUGUUUCGGUCGAGAUUUUCGGCCAAAAGUACGAUAGCCCGCUCAUCAUGGCGCCCGUCGGCGUCCAGGGCAUCUUCCACGAAGACAAGGAAACGGGUCUGGCACAGGUCUGCGAGGAGAUCGGCAUACCCUAUAUCAUGAGUACGGCUGCCACAAGCACCAUUGAAGAAGUGGCUGCGGCAAGCAAUGAGGGUAAGCGGUGGUAUCAGCUAUAUUGGCCCCAGGACAACGACAUCACCCUGUCGCUCCUGAAACGAGCCAAGGCGAGCGGAUUCUCGGUGCUGGUCGUCACGCUCGACACUUGGUCUUUGGCGUGGCGUCCAGCGGAUUUGGAUAAUGCCUACGUGCCUUUCCUCAAGGGGGUUGGAUGCCAGGUCGGAUUUAGUGAUCCUGUCUUCCGGGAGAAGUUCGAGAAAGAGGCUGGGUGCACGAUUGAAGAGGAUAUUGUGGGUGCGUCGCGCGCAUGGCUUGGUCAGGUUGCCGCCAGCGGCCCGCAUACUUGGGAAGAAUUGACAUUCUUGCGAAAACAUUGGGAUGGCCCGAUUGUCUUGAAGGGUAUCCAGCAUGUAGAGGAUGCGAGGAAGGCACUGGAGUAUGGGUGCAAUGGAAUUGUGGUCUCCAAUCAUGGCGGUCGUCAACUCGACGGUGCCAUCGGGUCUCUGGAUGUCCUUCCUGAGAUUGUCGAUGCAGUGGGCGAUCAAAUGACGGUGCUGUUCGACUCUGGCGUCCGAACUGGCGUGGACAUCAUCAAAGCGCUUGCCCUCGGCGCCAAGGCCGUGCUGGUCGGCCGACCAGUCAUUUAUGGCCUGGGCAUCGACGGGCGCAAUGGCGCAAAACAGGUGUUCAAGGCCCUGUUGGCAGAUCUGUGGCAGAGCAUGGGGCUAGCGGGGAUCCGCACGGUGGCCGAGUGCGACCGGAGUGUGAUUCGCAGGGUGCAGCAUGCGGGCGAUGUCAAAGCGAUGAUGUAG